AUGGCAACUGAAAAGGACAGUUCACCUGACAAGCUAAGACUGAAGACUGAAGUAGGGCUGCUGGGUGGAGUGUCUCUCAUUGCAGGCGUUAUGGUUGGAUCUGGAAUUUUCAUGUCUCCUCAGUUUGUGCUGAUUUAUAUAGGUAGUCCAGGUGCUAGUCUGUUAAUAUGGGCUGCUAGUGGAUUGUUGGCCAUGCUAGCUUCUUUGUGCUAUGCUGAAUUAGGAACUGUGAUCCGUGAAUCUGGAGGAGAGUAUAUUUACAUCUUGCGCACUUCAGGCAAUAUCAUGGCUUUUAUAUGCGCCUUCACCAAUAACAUUGUGUUGAGACCAACCAGCAUGAUUGCAGUUGCACUGAUUUUUGCCCAAAAUGCCCUUACACCUUUUUAUGAUGAUUGCCCACCACCAAAUGGAGCAUCACACCUCCAAAACUUCUUUGAAGGGACCAAGCUGAGCAUCAGGCCCAUGGGAAUAGCAUUUUACCAGUGUUUGUGGUCCUAUGAUGGCUGGAAUACUUUAAACUAUGUUACUGAGGAGAUCAAUCAUCCUGAGAAGAUUUUCGUGAAUCCGGCCCCUGCUCUCCCGCGAGACCCGACGCAACAGAGUGCGGCGCGGGACAAGACUUGA
Messenger RNA from Sinocyclocheilus grahami, 624 nucleotides. Its product is annotated as b(0,+)-type amino acid transporter 1-like. Gene Ontology annotation, cellular component: membrane. The transcript has 4 exons. Gene Ontology annotation, molecular function: L-amino acid transmembrane transporter activity. NCBI's taxonomy places the organism in Eukaryota, Metazoa, Chordata, Actinopteri, Cypriniformes, Cyprinidae. The record is from RefSeq and is a predicted model, not a curated record. The coding region runs from base 1 to 624 and encodes 207 amino acids. Gene Ontology annotation, biological process: amino acid transmembrane transport.